Letharia columbiana is the source of this 225-nucleotide messenger RNA. RefSeq lists its product as uncharacterized. Bases 1 to 225 code for a protein of 74 amino acids. The record is from RefSeq and is a predicted model, not a curated record. Lineage: Eukaryota; Fungi; Ascomycota; Lecanoromycetes; Lecanorales; Parmeliaceae. The transcript has a single exon.
AUGCUGUUUGUGAAUAUGUCUAAGACAAUCAUCACUCUGUGCAAACCCUUUCGUCGAAUACUCGCAGUCCGCAAAGGUGCAGGAGUAUUGGUUGCUCCUGCGAAUGCUAUGACGGCUGGAAACAUGGCGUUUAAAAUCUCGAGAUCAAUAGAAGCCUUUGGCGGUACAGUCCGCGACGCUACAGGUGUAAUCCUUGUUAUGGGGGUUGAGAUGUUUGCUGUAUAG